Messenger RNA from Mus musculus (house mouse), 1773 nucleotides. It is a transcript of the gene Fbxw28, whose product is annotated as F-box and WD-40 domain protein 28. Lineage: Eukaryota; Metazoa; Chordata; Mammalia; Rodentia; Muridae. Bases 33 to 1274 code for a protein of 413 amino acids. The record is from RefSeq and is a predicted model, not a curated record. The transcript is spliced from 9 exons.
AGGAGAGUCAGUGUGGACUUAGGCCACUGAAGAUGGAGAUCCAUUUACCUAGUGUGCCGAUGAUGGAAAUCCUCUCCUAUCUGGAUGCCUACAGUUUGCUACAGGCUGCCCAAGUGAACAAGAACUGGAAUGAACUUGCAAGCAGUGAUGUCCUGUGGAGGAAGUUGUGUCAGAAGAGAUGGCUCUACUGUUACAUGUUCACCCUACCGCUCCAUGGCUUAGAGACAUGGAAGCAGUUCUUCUUUGACAAAACAUGGCAAGAACACGCCAAGACCCGGGCAAAGCCAGAAGAUUUCACUUACAAGGAAUUUCCUGUGGAGUUUGAAUUUCGGGCACAUCCAUGGUAUAUCUCAAGGCAUGGCUUAACAAGAAAUGGACAAGAAAAGUCUGCUGUCUGUAUGACUUCCAUGAACAGGAUUUCUACCUGGGAUAUUCAUGAGGGUGCUAUGACCUGGGAAAGUCCAAAACAGCCCUCCUAUAUCGUAUGGAUGACUACCCUCCCUGAGAUGCAAAUUGCAGUCACUAUAGAUAUGCAAUCAACUAUCAAACUGUGGGACUGCCACAACAAGGAAGUUCUGGCGUCGAAAACGGGCCUGUUCUUUGGCUGUAAAUUACUGCAAUCUGAAUUUACUAAGGAUGGCCCGAUUGUCUUGGUGUUUUACAUGAGCAGCUUACUGAGGCCAUCAGAAUUCUCUGCCCCUGUGUCUACCGUUCUCAAAGUUCCAGUAAUCCGAAAAGUCUUCUGGACCCCAAGAAGGGAAGACAGGAUAACCCUGAUGUCCUUAAUUUUACCCAAAAACAUCACAAAAUUUGACACAUUUGAUAUGAAGUUGGAAGGGAUCGGGAACAAAGUAACUAUUCAAGGAUAUUUGACAGCCAGCUUCUCGCUGGCAGAAGAUGAGGGGAGACCAGACUAUUUUGGAGUCAGUGAUAAGGACGUGAUUGUUUGUUCAACUAGAUUCUCUCUCUUGCUCUUUGACAUAAAUGGUCUCCGUCUGCAGACAUUUCACUACUGCCCAGAAGAGAUCUGGAGACUAUGGGUGGACCCUGUUCAUGUCAUUGUCACCUGUGAUGCUGGCUCUUUGGAUAUAUAUGCAUGGGAGAAGAGAAGCCUGCUACUAAGGAAGUGUUAUCGACUACGAAAUAGGAAUUAUCAGCAAAUGUCUGGCUACAUUAUAAAAACAUUAUGUGACGAUAUGAGCAUAAUUUCAGUGGCAAAUAAUAGUCCCAAGCCCUGCUGUCUGAUGGCAUAUACCUUGAGUGUCUGCUCUUGAAAACUGGGUGUGUUGUGUGUCGUCUUACUCAAUGAUAAUAAAGGUCUAUUUCCAAGCACAGGUUGGCGAGUUCAGUGAUUCUAAGCAGUGAAGAGGCCAAAUUUGGUGGUGAACACCUUUCAUCCUGACUCUGGAAGUCAGAAACAGAUGGAAGAUCUGAAUUCUGAGACCAGCCUGGUCUACAGAGCUAUUUCCAGGCUAACCAGUUUACAUUAAGAGAACCUCUCUUUGAAAGAAAAACUAUGGCUAAAUGUACACACGCACUUGUGUACACACACACACACACACACACACACACAUGCACAUUUUGCUGUGACGUCUGUCAUUUCAUUGCUAUAGGGUUGACUCAGAUGAGCAGGCCAUGUAGCAGUUUAUUACUGCAGAAAUCUUGUGGCAAAUUAAAAUUAAAAAAAAAAAAACUUUUUUGCGAGUGUAAUAUCCCUUCACCAAUUCCUCCUUUAAACCUUCCCAUAUACCUCUCUUCACUGUUGUCUUUUGA